Messenger RNA from Mycena indigotica, 1491 nucleotides. RefSeq lists its product as uncharacterized. Gene Ontology annotation, molecular function: protein binding. NCBI's taxonomy places the organism in Eukaryota, Fungi, Basidiomycota, Agaricomycetes, Agaricales, Mycenaceae. The coding region runs from base 1 to 1491 and encodes 496 amino acids. The transcript has 2 exons. The record is from RefSeq and is a predicted model, not a curated record.
AUGACGACUGCUCCUAACGAACAACCGCGAAAUGUUAUCAACACACUGCCCACCGAGCUGAUGAUCGAAAUAUUCGAUUAUUGUCGUUUCGAGUUGGACAUCAUAGCCCCCGACUUGAUGGACCCGACCACCGCUCCCCGACUACUCAUGCAUGUGUGUCAACAUUGGCGCUAUAUCGUCACAACAACACCCCAGUUGUGGGACGCCUUCCUCAUCGACGUCAGCGAAAGAGUGUGGGAGACGGAAUUCGAAGAAUGCAUACGUCGCUCGGCAGACCGAAGGCUUACCGUGACGCUUCUCAGCGGAUGGGAGGACCCGCUUGACGGCUUGGACUACGCCAACCUGCGGAUGUUUGCGCAAUAUUGCCACCGUGUUAAACACCUCAAAAUCGACAUAACUCAAAUGAUUUUCCUGCUGGUCAACCAGUUCCUUUCCACCUCGGUUCUUCUUGCAGACCGCCGGGACCAUCUCCAGUUCCCAGCAUUGAAAAGCUUCUCCAUCGCGCGCGAGCUGUACUGGGACGAUCCCACGAUGAUUUUCAAGGUGUAUCCCAUCACUGCGUUCAGCGAGGCACCAGAGCUGCAAAACCUGCUUCUCGGUGCCAUACCCGCUGCUGGUUUUAAAUUCGACUAUAAUGCCUAUGGAGCCAAUCUGGUCCAUUUUGGCUCCGUUGUGGAGUCGCUCAACGAAUUGAACGAUUUGUUUUCCGACAUGCCCAACUUGAAUUCCGCCGCAGUGGUGAUCAAAAUCAGCCAUAACUUGGAAGGCAUUGCAGGAAGCCUGAGAGCAGCCCCGACGGUUCACCAUGCCUGCCUACAAGAGCUGAAACUCGACUUGAUGUGGGGGCAGAAUGGCUUAGAGCCGUCCGUCCUUCCUGAUAUAGUCGCAUGCUUCAUGCUGCCCGCUCUGAAAUCAUUGGUUCUGCCUUAUAUGCAGAACAAGAAAUGGGGUCAAAUUUUAGCGGAGCGGUCACCACAGCUCGCCGAACUUACCAUAUCUGGCUCUGGGGAAUACCCUUGGUACGAAACGACUCAAGGCAUCAUCGAUCUAUUCAAGCCGCUCCCGACCCUUCGUCUCAUUAGUGUGCAAGAUGCCACACCGGAAUUCCUGCGCUCUUUCUUUGACGCCUACGGGUCCGAGCUCAGCAUAUUUCCCAUGCUCCAGGAGCUUCUUUUCGAGCGUCUCAGCCCACCAGAGAUUGCAUUAUAUGCUUUCCUUAUGUUCGCUGGUCCUGCAAUUAGCUUGCGAAAGCAUUCGGCACCUCUCGUCACCUUACGCUCCGUCACCGCUCAGGCGAUCGGAACUACCCAAGACGUAUACCCACCCCCUGAAUAUGCCGCCAUACUGCAAAAACUUGCAUCUCAGGGAAUCGAGUUCGAUAUAUCGUACUCGGUGGAAUCGGAUGAUCUCGAUGAGGAAAUGGAAGAGACUAUUAUAUCUGUUGAACCUGCGGUUAUCUCGAAAGACUUAGUGGUCUCAUGGCUGGAGUAG